GAUCAGGAUGACCAGCCUCGGGAUGUCUUAGAAAAGUAUUUCACUUGGACGUGAACCAUUUUGCAUAACGGAUGGAUUGUAUUGCUCUGUUGUCUUCUCGGACUACUGGAAACCUGAGAGCUUAUUUUACGCACACGUGCCCACAGCGCUCACCGUGAGUCACUGGAUGUCCGGAUUAAAACACCGUGUGGAUCUUUUUGGAGGGUACGAGAGAAAUGAAUUAGAUGGAUAUCCAAAUCAAAUAGGUUUCCCGAAGAGUGGAAUAUUUUCUAGGCGUAACUCGCAGCCCACACAUGGCUUUGCCAAACUCAUCGGGGUCUCCCGGAGCUGGGACGCCCAACCCCAGCGUCAUAGACCUGGGUACAAUCUUCGUUGACUCCGACAUCAUAUUUGGAUUUACAAGUCAUCUGUUGAAGAGAAAAACAAAGGUGGAGGGAUGUCCGAGCGGAGAGUCUCCGGUAACCCCCAGGAAACGACUUCACUCUGCGGAGGACGCGCGGUGCAGUAGCCGGCCUCCCCCCGAGGGCGCCGGGUCUGUUUCCAUCUCCGAGUCGGAGGAGAAGGGGGGCUUCUGCCAGCAAUGUCAAAAGAAAGUCACACAGCUGAAGAAGCAGGCGCUAGCUCUGGCAGACGAAAAUGCACUGAAGGACCCUGGAUAUGCAACCUUUCUGUUUGAGCAGCUCCAAAGACCCAGUAGCCAUGAAGCUGGUGUUAGCUGUUGCCAGGUGUGCUCCACACCUCUUCACCAACUGAGGCAGGAGGCCUUGCAGAUGCUCCACGCUACCAUCCCCAUCCUCACCCUCAGCUCAGACAUGGCAGCCCUGCCCACUACAUCCUUUUUACCACAGCCUGCUAGAUUAACUGUGUCAUCCUCCAGUGUAAAACAACUGUCCAAAGGCCAACCAGCAGCUCACUCAGUCCUGCCCUUGGGGGAGCGGCACAGGGUGCCAGGCUGGUCGCAGAGCCCCUCUGUCUCCUCAGGGCCUCAGACAAGUGUCCAAGUGACAGUGGCAGGAGGGCAGAUCAGUGGAUCCCUGAGCUCCGUCACCAUUCAGGCACAGCAGUACCUCGAGGGCAUGUGGAGCAUCUCCAAGGUCAACAACUUCAUCCCUCAGCCUAUACUGGCUCAGGGUUUGAUGGGGGAAGCAGACAUGGAUGUCACAGCCUCGGAGGCCCCAGUCACCACCAUGACCACCAACACCUUGACGCCCUGCCGACUGAGGAGUUCCAGCCAACCGGGACUCCAAGCACCCGUCACCAACACAUCCAGCUCCCCCUCUCCGUCCUCAUCUGCAGCUGCCUCCUUCUUCAUUAGGGCAGCUCAGAAGCUGAAUCUGUCCUCGAAGCGGAAGAAGCACCAGCCCUCACUGCUCCACCCACAGGAGCCCUCCAUUUACCCCACCAACUUCAGUGGCAUCCUGCAGGUCUCGCCACCCCCGGCCCCGCCAUGUCUGCUCCGAGCCGUGUCCAAAGUGAAAGAGAACCCAGGGAUGGGAAAGGUGAAGGUGAUGAUGCGUAUCUGUCCAUCUCUGGAGACUGCAGACUCCUCAGAGUCACAGUCUUUCUUGAAAGUGGACAGCAGGAAGAAGCAGCUGACCCUCUACGACCCCGCAUCCAGCCCACACUCCAGUUCAGGACACAGGAGGUCUGCCACUGUGGCUGUCCCAAAGAUAUUCGCCUUCGAUGCUGUUUUUACCCAGGAUGCCUCACAAGCUGAGGUGUGCUCAGGGACAGUAGCCGAGGUCAUCCAGUCUGUGGUGAACGGUGCAGACGGCUGCAUCUUCUGCUUCGGCCAAGUCAAGCUCGGCAAGACAUACACCAUGAUUGGCAAAGACAGCUCCACUCAGAGCCUAGGCAUUGUGCCCUGUGCCAUUUCAUGGCUAUUCAAGCUCAUCAAUGAGCGCAAAGAGAAGACGGGAACACGCUUCUCCGUCCGAGUGUCUGCGGUGGAAAUCUUUGGGAAAGAUGAGGAACUGAAGGACUUGCUGUCUGAGGUGUCCACCGGCAGCCUGCAGGAGGGGCAGUCCCCUGGUAUCCACCUGAGAGAGGAUCCCAUCUGUGGCACUCAGCUCCAGAAUCAGAGUGAGCUACGUGCCCCGACGGCUGAGAAAGCUGCCCUCUUCCUGGAUGCAGCCAUCGCCGCACGCAGCACAAGCAGACCCAACGUGGAGGAGGAGGAGCGCCGCAACUCCCACAUGCUGUUCACUCUGCACAUCUACCAGUACCGCAUGGAGAAGAGUGGCAAGGGAGGAAUGUCAGGUGGUCGGAGCAGGCUGCACCUCAUCGACCUGGGGAGCUGUGAAAAGGUCCUGAGUAAAAGUAGAGAUGGAGGGGGAGGCUUGUGUCUUUCUCUAAAUGCACUGGGAAAUGUCAUCAUGGCAUUGGCGAAUGGAGCAAAACAUGUACCUUACAGGGACAGCAAACUGACAAUGUUGUUGAGGGAGUCCCUUGGCAACAUCAACUGUAGAACCACCAUGAUCGCCCACAUCUCCGAUUCCCCCGCCAACUACGCUGACUCGCUCACUACUAUCCAGCUGGCAUCCCGCAUCCACCGCAUGAGGAAGAAGAAAUCUAAGUAUGCAUCCAGUUCAUCUGGAGGGGAAAGUUCCUGUGAGGAAGGGAGGAUCCGCCGGCCGCCCCACCUCCGGCCGUUUCACCCUCGGACGGUAGCCCUGGACCCAGAUCUGCCGUCCAUGCUCAGUGAUCCAGACUACUCAUCCAGUAGUGAACAGUCUUGUGACACUGUCAUUUAUGUAGGCCCUGGGGGAACUGCGAUCUCGGACAGGGAGCUUAGUGACAAUGAAGGCCCACCUGCCUUUGUUCCAAUCAUCCCCUCCCUGAACAGAAAGAAGUCUGCAAAGGAGGGCCCUCGGGACAGAGACCAGUUCUUUAAAUGCAACACAUUUGCUGAGUUGCAGGAGAGGUUGGAGUGUAUAGAUGGCAGUGAAGAACCCACUGCCUUUGUUGGAGAGGACAAGCGAGGCCAGGCUAGCCCCAAGACCGACAUAUCUAAAGAGAGCCAAGGUUCCCUUUCACCAAAGACUGUAGCAAAUAUUUCUUACACCCAAGAGGGCACACAACCGACUUGCAGUCCCACCAUUACAUCUAAACUGGACAAUGACGACACGCAAUGUAUACCAUCAGACAGAACCAGCGCUGAUGGUGAGAAAGCCUUGGUUUCAGAAAGCACCAACAAACUAGCAACGACCUCGGGGCCUAAUUCUGAGCCUGUGGUGAGGGAGAAGGUGUACUUCAACAAGAAAGCUUUGCCCAAGCCAGCCCCACCUCCUUCACAGCAGAGAGACUCCAGCAAGGACAAUACUGGUAAUGAAGAAAGAUCCAGCACCAGAAUGCCUCCUGUAGGAAUGAGCCACCAGGCUGUGAAAAGGAGGGAUCCAUACACGUCCCCUCUACUCAGAGCUCCGGUGGAGGUGUGCCAGGUGCGAUCUACCUUGAGGGAAAGAUGUCUGGAUCGGGACAUCCUUAGAGCGACUGUGACCUUGCAGCAGCCCGUGGAGCUGAAUGGAGAGGAUGAGCUGGUGUUCACUGUGGUGGAGGAGCUGUCUAUAUGCGGUAUUGUAGAUACAGGUCGGCCAUCCAGUAUUAUCAGCUUUAACAGUGACUGCUCCCUUCAGGCCCUGGCCUCUGGUUCCCGACCAGUCAGCAUCAUCAGCAGCAUCAAUGAUGAAUUUGACGCCUAUACGUUGGCUAUGGGAGGAUCAGAAGUAAACAUCGCAGUGGUCACACCCCUCCAGGACGGAGCAAUGGAGUGUAUGGAUAGCAGGGGUUCAUCUAUCAGCUCUUGGCUGAGUGAGGUUAGUGUCUGCACCUUGGAGAGUGAAGGGGCUCAUUCCACAGACGUCUUCCUUCCACAGGCCAAACACAUGGGACCGGAGGCUGCCUUUUCCUUUGAUUCCCUGGAUAUGUUCCAUUGUGUGUCCUCUCCAAGAGAUGCCAAGAACUCCUUAAAUGACAGUGGAUUUAGUUUUUCCGAACAAGACAGUGAUAGUGCUGCGUCAAGCAAACUAUCCUUGACAAAGUGCCCCGCAUCUCCGGAAUCAGCCCAAGGCUCCCUCAGAUUGACAUCCAAAAUAACUAAAGCUCACUCACUUAGCUCCUCUCAACUUCCACAGGGCCCCUCCAUAGUCCACUCCAGUCUUCCCAGGAAGAUUAAACCUACCUCAUCCAUCUCUCAUAGUAGUAGCAACAGCAGCAGUAGAGAGCCACCAAGGCAAGAAGCUAAGCAGGAGAGUCCUUGGCAGCGUGUUGACAACCACACUGAGCCUCAGUUUUCCGACUCAAGCAGCAUCAGCAAAUUUAUCCGAAAUCCCCCCAGUGGCAUACCUUCCAGCAAAACAUCCAACAACUGCAACAGUGUACCUCGCCCACCCAAGGUGCAGGGGUCUACCUCAUCCCAGAGGGUAGUCGAUGGCUGUGAGAAGUCAGCCAGUAAGAAUCCACCCAGCAAAAUGCCUCAGUUGAGACGAGGUGCCACCACCCUGGGAACAGUGCCCGUCAUCCAUUCCUCCACAGAUUACAAGGGAACCCAAGAUAUUACUGCAUCUACCACAAGCCUUAAAUACUCCUCCCUGGGGAAAAACAACAAGGCUAACUCACAGAAAACAAGCAAUCUCCCUAAACCAGGUUGCACUUCACCUCCCCCUCCUCCAGUGCGAAAGUCCAGUCUUGACCAAAAGACUAAGAUCCUGCUGCCCCAAAGUGCCUUAAAGUCAGCAUAUGGGGAAACAGGAAGGGUCUUUGGGGCAAGGGCAGCGGUAUCAGAGGAUGAGCUUGAGGUACGUCACAGAGCGGACUCUACCAGUUUCAAAACUUCCAGUCUCAACACAGCCAAAGUUACCUCCAGCCUGAAGGCCAGAGGGCCGAGAGGAGAGUCUGGGCAGCAUUAUGGAAGUCAAAUGUCCCUGGAAAGGUGUGAAAGCCUGUCCUUAUCAGGUUCCAGACAUACGCUUAGUAGGGAGAAUAGUGGAGCAAGUCUGGGAACCAGCAGUAGCAAAUCCAGCAGGACCAUUCCGAGAUUUGGUAUCCCUAAUUCAUCCAGCUCUCCUAUAGCUACCUGCCCAUCAUCCCCAAGUGGAGGAAGUCUUAGCAAACCUGGUCAAGUAAAAGCCUCUGUAAAUCCCAGAGCAUUAGGAGCAGUCAAUGGUAGUAAGGCACGCUCACUCUCAGUCAACAACUCCAAGGGCCUAAGUUCCUCUACCAAAUCUUUGGCCACCCCCUUGACCAGAAAUACCAAUGCCAACCUACCACCAUCAGGACGGACAUCAGCUCCUCGAACCACUGCUGCUGUCAGCAGUAAGCCUGGGAGAGGGACCAUCAUGGGCACGAAGCAAGCCAUGAGGGCUGCCAACAGCCGUGUGAGCGAACUGGCGACAGGCAACCUAUCAGGCAAACACAUGAGAGGUUCAGGAGAUUCAGACAGCGGGAAUGACAGCGGUGUGAAUGUGAGUGAUGACAAAUCCCCCAUAGCCAUGCUGCCCUCUCCGUACAGCAAAAUUACGGCACCCAGGCGGCCUCAACGCUACAGCAGCGGCCAUGGCAGUGACAACAGCAGUGUGUUGAGCGGGGAGCUGCCCCCAGCUAUGGGCCGCACAGCUCUGUUCUACCACAGUGGUGGCAGCAGCGGAUAUGAAAGCAUGAUCCGUGACAGCGAAGCCACAGGCAGUGCUUCUUCUGCCCACGACUCCAUGAGCGAGAGCGGCAUGUCAUCUUCAGGCAGAACAAGGAGCUCCAAGUAUCCCAAGAAGAGAGCAAAUGGCUUUCAGAGAAGACGGCUCAUCCCGGCACCCCUGCCAGACUCUUCUUCCCUGGGGAAGAAGGUGGGCACAGCAGGCCAGUGGGUGGACUUGCCUCCUAUGUCAGGGCCUCUAAAAGAGCCUUUUGAGAUCAAAGUGUAUGAGAUCGAUGAUGUGGAGCGGCUCCAGAGGCGACGUCUGGAGGAAACCACAGAGCAACCAUUCCAGGAUGUUGACACGGGCCUGCUGUAUUUUAACAGUAAGCUGAAGAUGCUGGAGAGAAGGCAACAGCAAGUGAGGGAACUGAGGGCAAAGUAUGAGGUGUUGUUGGAGGAGCUCGAUGACACCAAGGCCCGACUAAUGAUGGACCCCAGCAAGUGGAUGGGAGAGUUUGAAGUGGACCAGGAUAUGGAUAAAGAGUCUCCAGAGUACCUGGAGGCCUUGGCUCAGGCCACAGAGGAACUGGAGUUCUGUGUCAAUCUAUGCAAGUCCCGUGUCAUGAUGGUGACCUGCUUUGACAUCAGCAUGCCAAAAUCUGGUCCUCAGGGGGGACUGCGUGAAAUGGAAGUCUGAGGACAAAAGAACGUUGAGGUGGAGGAAUGAGAAAGUGAGAAAACAAAAGGAUGAUUAAAUGUAGCAUUCAGUCUAUAGAUAUCACUGGAAUGAGGAACAACAAGUGACAGAGAUGAGAUGAGAGUGGAUCUUUGCAUGAAAACAAAGGAAAUAUUAACCACCCGGCUACAGUGCCUCGUUGUUCGGGACAUGUUUUAAUGGCAGAUAAAUUAAACGUGAGCACCAAUGCAGUGGCCAUCACUUACUCUAGAGUCAAUGAACAACACCUGGAAGUGCCUUUUGUAUUGUUUUGUUUUGAGUCAUUAUUUUUCAUAUGGUGCGGGUAUCCUAAGCAUACCUUUGAAAACCCUGAACAUAUUGCUUUUAAGAAAAAUAUUUUAUAUUGCAUUGUAUAGUGUAUUUAUAUGAUUAUGUGGUGUGUACAAAUAUACUUUUAAUGGGGAAAAAAGAAAGAAAAAAAAAGAAAAAGCAAUAAGCUAAUGUUAUUGCGUUCCCAGACUUUGCCUUUUCUCUUUUUUCAAACCUCAGUCAGCAUUUUAUCCAUGUUCAUUCAGCCUCUUGCGCCUUAUUUUAACUCUCUGGUUCUGUAGUUUUCUAGAUUUUCAAACUGGACUAUAUUAUCUCAUCAAGGACUGCAUUUGCUGUUGUCACUCAUCGCCUGCCAGCUGGCCUGUGUAAGCUAGUAGGGUUGAGUGAAUGUUUUUUCCCUCCAGUUGCCUUGAUCGAAAUGGGUGUCAGUGGAUUCACUAAGGUAAAGCAGCAGUUAUGUUGGGGAACGGAGGGCUUAUUCAAGCUGUCCUUUCCCGUGUUUAUCUCACUGAAAAUGAGAGAUUACGCCAAAACAUAUCAAUCAGAGGGCCACUGUGAUGGAUAGUGGGCGAUUAUUCUUGAUUCAGCCACUCAAUCUGGUGCUCUAAAUACAGUGUGUGGUCAAGCAACCCUGAGAGAUGAAACCUUCCCUGUUACACUCGUCUGUAAAGGAUUGCAUGAUGACUGGUUACACUGAUAGCGGUGCUCAUCAGUGAGCCACAUUUAACUCCAAAUGGGCUCGAACUGGGUGCUAUCUUUACACUGUAAAACAAAAAGGAUCAGAUGAAAUAGCACAAGUCUACUGGCCUCCUACACAACACAUUUUCAAGUGCUACCAAGCCUCGGCUCUAUGCAUUCCAAUACAUUUACUGCAACUACUGUAAGAACCUCAAUGCUGACUUGAGGGCAGCAACAGUUUGGCCUUGUUUGUCCCCUGUUUUUUCUUUUUUUUUUAAUAGGCAAAUCAACAAAGGUGAUCCAGUGUCUCAAACAAAGACUCAAGAAUUGCUAAUUUCUUGUUAAAUGAUGCAAUGAAUAAUAGUAAAUGAUCGUGACAUGGUUUAGGAAAAUUAAUCACGGUAUCAGCUCUUUUAAGCUGCCAGAAUGUGCUGGUUAAGAAUCAAACGGCUGACACAGAGAGAACAAAGAUGAUCGUGAAAAUGAUUGUGGAGUCAAACAAACUGUCUUUGUUGUAUUUUAGUAUGUUUGAUUUCUAUAUCUGUUACAAAUAUGACUUUGUUUUCUUUCUUUUACAAAGAUGUACUCAGGGCCUCUCUGAAGAUGCUGCAUGAGGUUUUUUAAUCAUUUUUGAAGAAUGAUUUCUACUCCAUUUUUACCAUUCUAAUUUUUUACAAUAACUUCAAUUUUCACUAAUGUUGGGUAAGGCUCAUAAAGUAAAUAACUAUUACCAAACCAAGACCUUUUUUCCAAGAAAUUAUUUUAUGUGAGGUCAUAUUUCAUAUCAAAACCCAUAUUUUCGAAUAUCUUUGUUUUUGUAUAGGCUUUUCAAACCUUGUGUAUAAAUGUAUGAUA
Molecule: messenger RNA, 8168 nt
Organism: Cyclopterus lumpus (lumpfish)
Lineage: Eukaryota; Metazoa; Chordata; Actinopteri; Perciformes; Cyclopteridae
Gene: kif26ab
Product: kinesin family member 26Ab
Exons: 16
Coding region: 294-6326 (2010 amino acids)
Biological process (GO): microtubule-based movement
Molecular function (GO): ATP binding; microtubule motor activity; microtubule binding
Source: RefSeq, a predicted model, not a curated record